Molecule: messenger RNA, 1640 nt
Organism: Cucurbitaria berberidis CBS 394.84
Lineage: Eukaryota; Fungi; Ascomycota; Dothideomycetes; Pleosporales; Cucurbitariaceae
Exons: 4
Coding region: 192-1175 (327 amino acids)
Biological process (GO): error-prone translesion synthesis; error-free translesion synthesis
Cellular component (GO): nucleus
Molecular function (GO): deoxycytidyl transferase activity; DNA-directed DNA polymerase activity
Source: RefSeq, a predicted model, not a curated record
UCACUCACAAAACAUGAAUCGUCGCCCUGGUGCUAUUCAUCCGACCUCGAACUUUAUUUUUGCAAUGCGGCCCGACAGACAUUUUACAGGACCGUGACACACGCACCUUUUGCUUUUUCUCACACCCAACACGCCCCCGCGACCUGCAGCAGCUUGCGAACAGGAGGAGCGCGUCUAGAUCACCGCCCGACAUGGUCAAGCUUAUGGCGGACCAAAGCUCAUACGAUACGCACGAUGCUAGUAGCCGAUCACUUGCGCCUUCCUCAUCCGAAGUAACCUCGUCCUCGCCACGUGCUAUCAACCCUUCUCUCGCCCCCGCUGUUGUCGCGCCAGCGUCGCGUACCUUCUUCGACCCUUGGAAUAGCAGCUCUACCGGCCACCAGCGCGCAGAAAAUCGUCUCUCAGGUUCUACAUCAUGGCGCGAUUCACGGAACUUGAAGCUUGGCGAGCAAUAUAAAGGUGGGUUGACUGGUGGCCGGAAGAGGGUAGCAGACACAGUUGGUGCAGGCAGUGAAGACUUUGGCGAAGAUGGAAGGAAGGCCAAUGGCGGGUGGGACAAGGGCGCAAAGGGCCUGCGAACUGGCGGACAGAAGAGCCUAGCUGAGGUCUGGGGUGCUAGCAAGACGGACAGGAAGAUAUCAAACGGGAAGCACCCCGAAGUCGACCGUGGUCAGUCUGAGCAUGUCCCGUCUCAUUCGGGUCAUAUAGAAGGCCAUCUUGAUUAUGAUAAAGCAGACGACUCCAACUCAAAUCCCCAUGACGACCCUCCCUGCCCCCCUUCGGCCCUUCCUGAGAAACAAAUAUUUACUGGCCUAUGUUUCUACGUAAACGGCUCAACCGCUCCCUUGGUCUCCGACCACAAGCUGAAACACCUACUGGCUGCCCAUGGUGCCAGACACUCGAUUGCAUUAGGCCGACGUUCCGUGACGCACGUCAUCCUAGCUGCAGCAAACGCACGUGGUGGCAUAGGCGGCGGAUUAGCUGCAAGCAAGAUACAGAAGGAGAUUGCAAGGAGUGCUGGAAAAGCUGUCAAAUUCAUCACUGCUGAAUGGGUCCUCGAGAGUAUCAAAGCAAACCGCCGCCUGCCUGAAUCACGCUUCUCGCCGCUAAAGCUUGCCCCGAAGACUCAAAACAGCGUCCUCAACAUGAUGCGCCCAAGGCAAGAACAAGGAUGAAACUGGGUCCAGAGGACCGCAUCUAUCCUGAUUAGAAUCAAACUUUUCCGCAGACUUGUAUGACAGACUUUAAGCAUGCUGUAGGAUCUGACUCUAACGAAUCAAGAAGAGAGACUUCCAAGGUCUAUAUGAAGCCGUCUCGCGUCUAUAGUCCUUUAGACCAGCUGCUGAUUCCACCAACAUGUCGCAUAUAGAGACUUCUCGAGGAAGCUAGGGAAGUAACAUGACGCAGAUCAACUGUGCGAUGUAAGCUUACCGCAGGCGGGUGUGCAUCGUGCCACAAGUAAGAAGCCAAUGGUAAAACCAAUUGCCCAACACUUUUUGAUCCUCUCUGUAGCUGAGUGAUCUGCACGUGGAAAUAGCGGUAUCUCACGUCAAUUGUCGCCGUCAAACGGCCUGGUAUUGAAGUAGUCUAUAUAGACGAACACAGUCAGGCAAUGUCAACUUUGAAAUGAUGAUCCGUGA